Boeremia exigua is the source of this 927-nucleotide messenger RNA. RefSeq names its product glucan 1,3-beta-glucosidase precursor. Gene Ontology annotation, molecular function: 1,3-beta-glucanosyltransferase activity; glucan endo-1,3-beta-D-glucosidase activity. Lineage: Eukaryota; Fungi; Ascomycota; Dothideomycetes; Pleosporales; Didymellaceae. The transcript has 3 exons. Gene Ontology annotation, biological process: carbohydrate metabolic process; cell wall organization. The coding region runs from base 1 to 927 and encodes 308 amino acids. Gene Ontology annotation, cellular component: extracellular region; cell surface; fungal-type cell wall. The record is from RefSeq and is a predicted model, not a curated record.
AUGCGUUUCUCCGCCGUUGCUGCUACCGCUCUCGCGGCCAGCCCUGCCAUUGUCGCUGCCGCCAAGGGCACUGCUGGUUUCGCGCUCGGUACCAAGGAGCCUUCCGGAGAAUGCAAGACCGUGGCCGAUUAUGAGGCCGACUUCGACGCCAUCAAGAGCAACUCUGGUGCUACUAUCGUUCGAGGAUACUCUGCUUCGGACUGCAACUCUGCCAAAAACAUCCUGCCCGCUGCGAAGAGCAAGGGCUUCAAGGUUGUGCUUGGUAUCUGGCCCGAUGUCGAGGACUCUUUCCAGAAGGACCUCAAGGCCAUCACCGACGUCGCCAGCACCUACGCCGACUCCAUCUACGCCGUCACCGUCGGCUCCGAGACCCUCUACCGCGGCAACUUCACCGGCUCCGAGCUGGCCGACAAGAUUAGCACCGUCAAGAGCAAGCUGCCAAAGGGCAUCAAGGUCGGAACUGCCGACUCCUGGAACAAGUUUGCCGAUGGCACCGGUGAUGCUAUCAUUGGUACCGCCGACAUCAUCAUGGUCAACGCCUUUGCUUUCUGGCAGGGUGCCAGCCGCGACAACGUACUACAGGCGACUCACGUUGUAAUGGACGAUAUGUACCAGGCCAUCACCCACAUCGAGAAGAUCGCUGGCGGCGUAGACAAGGCACCUGAGGUCUGGACCGGCGAGACCGGAUGGCCCACCGCCGAGGGCACCGACUACGACGAGGCCAAGGGUGGACUGAGCAACGCCGAGCACUUCUACCAGCACGGAUUCUGCGCCCUUCUCGACUGGGGCUUCAACGCUUUCUACUUCGAGGCUUUCGACGAGCCCUGGAAGCCUGCCUCCAUUGGUGACAACGGCAAGGCUGCUGACGAGACUGCGUGGGGUGCUAUGACCGCGGACAGGAAGACCAAGUUCUCGCUCAGGUGCUAG